UUAAAGAAUUAAUUGUAUACAUUUUUUAAAUAAAAAUAUUAUACUUUUUGGUAAUCAGAUAUAUUUUGCCAAUAUUUGUAUUGGCCAUGGCCUCAGCUGCAUCAGAUUUUGUGAGAGAAGUAUGGGAACGCUAUCAGAAGAUAGUGAGGGAAAAUCCUGAAACUGUCAGUCAGCUAGAAUCCACAUUCAAAGUUGUGUCAUAUGUUAUAGCAGGUAGAUUUGAAGAUUCCCAGGUUUUGUCAGAACUUGUCUACUUGGCAUCCAAUUUACUGAUUUUAUUAAAUGAUACAAUCUUUAGGCAGACAGCCAAAGUUUUGAAAAACAUAUCUGUCCCAGUAGAAAGAUGGAAGAGAUUUCUAACAGUUUUACAGUAUGCAGAAGUUUUUCUAGAGAUGGCAGCACAGAGAGCAUGGGGAGAAACUGGAAGAUGGUUCAUUAUAUUAGUUGUACAGCUCACAAAGACAGUUAUUAGGAUGAUGUUGCUUUGGAAACACAAAGGAGGAUUUCAGACAAACCCUCCGCAGCCUCCACUUGAUAGGGACCAACUUUUACCAAAAUUGAAGAGAAGUGUUUCAAAGGAACUACUUGAUUUGGAAGAAAAUUUAGAUGGUGAAAAUGAAAGUCCAACUUUUACACUGAAAAGUUCAGGCAAAGUAAUGAGACGUCUUUCAACAUCACCUCCAAUCAACUUCAGAACUUGGAAGUUACCUUCAGAAGAAAAAUCCAGUUAUUCCAAAAACAAAAAAUUACCGUACGGAAUUUCACCAACGUCAUUAUCAAAGCAGAGACUAUAUGCAGAAACUUUUUAUAUAAUCAAACCAUUGUUACACUUGUGUAGCAUGCGUCUAUUUGGAAUAGAGUCAUGGAAGCCUUACUUGCUAUCUGGAUUCGCUGAUGUUUCAAGUUUAUGUAUGAUUGGUGACCCCCAAGACCUUAACCAAGAAGAAAAACAGGAGAUAAAAAAACGAACAUACAUGUUAUUAUUAUAUUUAUUGAAGUCUCCUAUGUAUGAUAGACAUACUAAAGUCAAAAUAUUGUCGACAUUACAGUUUAUAUCUGACCAUGUUCCAUUAACUGGAUUAAUUCUACGUCCAUUAGCACAGUACCUACCUGCCUGGCAGAAAGUAUAUUUCUACUUGUGGUCAACAUAAUUACUGACAAAUUUUUAAAUUGUAUAAUAAACAGAAAAUAUUCUUGUACUUGUUUCACAUGCUCAAUUUUAUUUCUAAUAACAAAGUUACAACAUAUCAUCAUUUUUUUCACUAGUUUUAUACCAAGUGACCAGAUGUUCUGUACUUGACUUUUGCUCAAAUUGUCAACUAAAAGGACAGAAGAUAAAAAUAUCAAAUAUAUAAUGUAACUACUGCACAUUGGUUUCACAAAUGUCUUAUUAUGCAAGGUAUUCUAACUGAUAGCAACUAGACUAACAAAGAUAGUAUUGAGGGCAGGCAUGUAUAUAAGGGGUAGAGGAAGUGGGAUAGGAUUUGCUGGAUCAUAUCCAAAUGUGAUUGAUUGAUUGUCAGUUACUAAAUUUUCAGUGCUAUCUGAAUGUGGGCUAAACUUUUCAAUUAAUGUCAAGGCGUAGGUACAACCAUACUAUUUUGGAGUCUGUUGCAGAUAAUUUAAAGGGUAAUAGUUUAUCAUGUGUGAAAUAAAAAUUAUCUGAAUGGUUUUACAGUUUCUCAUUAGUUCAAAUAAGCAUGAAAGUCUAGUUGAAAUCCUAUUGAAAAUUUGUACAUAAUAAUCUAUCUUUUAUUAUUUGUAAAUAAUGCCAUAAACAUUGCAUACUAUAAGUCUCAUUCUGGUCCACUGGCUGCCUUCUCAUGACACAUUUUUGACACUUACUAGAUCUAGAUUUAUAUUCUAUUGUUCUUCAAAGCUUUAUUUUCUUUGAUAUUUGUGUUAUGUUCACUGUAACCCUAUUAAAAAUUAACAUUCUAAUACAAAUUGAGAAACUCACAAUAUUUGGCCUAUACAGGUUAGACUGACAAUAUUGGAAACCAAUUCGCCGUUUCAGAAUCUAAUGCAUCCUGGGUAAUAUUUUCAAAAGUGCACACCAAAACGUCCUGAUUGGUUAAAAAUGUCAUAAACAAUGGAAAUUUAACCAAUGACGUGACGUUAUUUUUAUUUUGGGGUACGAACAAUGAAAUUACCCAUGAUUCUUUAGAUUCUGAAACGGCCAAUUGUAAGCUUACAUUAUAUUAUACAUUACAGGUUAUAAUUUAUUAAUUGUAAAAUUGUAUGAUCAAAUUGUUUAAAAAUUCUAUGAAACUUGAUUGUUAUGCAGAAUAUGCAAUUACAAUGAUUAAAUACUUGACUAUUAAAAUUCUGUAAAUA
Messenger RNA from Mytilus trossulus (common blue mussel), 2337 nucleotides. Its product is annotated as peroxisomal membrane protein PEX16-like. The transcript has 10 exons. Gene Ontology annotation, biological process: peroxisome organization. Gene Ontology annotation, cellular component: peroxisomal membrane. The record is from RefSeq and is a predicted model, not a curated record. Lineage: Eukaryota; Metazoa; Mollusca; Bivalvia; Mytilida; Mytilidae. Bases 87 to 1151 code for a protein of 354 amino acids.